This is a messenger RNA of Paraglomus occultum, 804 nucleotides long. Lineage: Eukaryota; Fungi; Glomeromycota; Glomeromycetes; Paraglomerales; Paraglomeraceae. The record is from the annotation of a GenBank genome assembly.
AUGGAUAAUAGGUCUUCUGAGGAGCCAGAAGCUUUACAAUCCCUACAAGCCAAAUUUGCUCUAGCUGCCAAUACUGUUGUCGAUCUCUAUCGCGAGGGACAGAGACAACGAGAUAGCGCGUAUAAAAGGGGUUAUGAAAAGUGUCUUCUUGAUAUUAUGGACUUUUUAAACACACACCCUCAUGUGCAACAACGGCAAACAGGGGCAAGUGAGAGAAUGGUUGUCGAUUUGGAAGAUUUAGUAAAUUGGGCGAGAGCAAAGCAUGGACAGUUACAUGGGGCGUACGCACAGAAUACAGAGGAUAGUGUGAAUGGACAGUCACAACAACUUGCAAUAAUACAUCAAUCUCAACCGCAACAAGCUUCCAUACAACAACCGCAACCACCAUCGUCGUCUCAAUCAUCCCAACUACAACCAUCCGAAAAUACAACACACUCCUCUGCUUCUGACCAUGAAAUAUCCACUUUCCCACAUCAAACGCUGCAUACCAAUUCACAUCAACUAUAUUCACAGUCAGCGUUGUCAGGAACGACCUCCUCUUUUCAGACAUUUCCAACUGCUUCAAUAUUUGAUUUUACUAUGCCACAACAUAUGAUGGUAUCUUCUAGUCAGAGAGAGAUUGAAGCGAUAAGCGUAGGACAGGACGGAGGUAUCGGAAUAUGGGGUAGUGCUGGGGAACUGAAGCGGAAGUUUGGUGGAAACGAAGUUGGUUUUUUGGGUAAGAGUAUUCCUGUCGAGGGUCUUAUUGAGAUGCCUAGUAAAAGGAGUAGGAUCAGAAGAGAGGAGAUCGGAUUUGAACGAUGA